GGCGUCUGUGGUCUGAAUGUCUUCCCAAGCGCCAUCACCGAGAGUACCACCUUUGGAGCCUCCUAUGACUGUACUACUGGGGCAAACAUCAAUGUGGAAGGUUGGACUGAGAUGCAUCGUGCUUGGUGCUGCAGCCGCCAGAGCGUGGGCUGUUUCUCCUCCAUUUCAGUGCCCUAUGACUGCGAAGAGGGACGCGACCACAUUGAAGCCCGCUGGUCCAGCAAGAAACAGGAGUGGUGUUGCUUCUACGUGGGCAAAGGCUGCUUAGAGCCCAAUGUGGAUCUGGGCGGACAUCCCGACUUUGACCACGUCCACUAUGUGAAUCACAUCGUCCACACAGAC
Messenger RNA from Cladocopium goreaui, 342 nucleotides. Lineage: Eukaryota; Dinophyceae; Suessiales; Symbiodiniaceae. The record is from the annotation of a GenBank genome assembly.